Messenger RNA from Theobroma cacao (cacao), 649 nucleotides. Its product is annotated as protein RADIALIS-like 3. The record is from RefSeq and is a predicted model, not a curated record. NCBI's taxonomy places the organism in Eukaryota, Viridiplantae, Streptophyta, Magnoliopsida, Malvales, Malvaceae. Gene Ontology annotation, molecular function: DNA-binding transcription factor activity.
GCGCACACAAUCAUUCUACAUUUCUUUCUCUUUUUGUGUUUUUCUCUGAUCCUUCUUGAUUUAUCACUGUAGCUUUCAGCAAUGGCCUCAGGUUCGACAUGGACACCGAAGCAAAACAAGUUGUUCGAGAAUGCUUUGGCUAUCUAUGACAAGGAUACACCGGACCGCUGGCACAACCUAGCCAGGGCAGUUGGAGGGAAAACCGUGGAGGAAGUCAAGAUGCAUUACGAGAAUCUUGUCGAAGACAUCAAGCAGAUUGAGUCUGGCCAAGUGCCCUUACCCCCUUACAAGAAAGCAGGAGGAAGCAAAGGAUACAGUUACAUGGAUGAAGAACAAAGGCUGAGGAAUCUCAGGCUUUAGUGGAGUAUACGAACCAGAACCGUACGUGGAAAACAAAGAUUAGCCCAUCAAUCUUGACCUUUAAUAAAGCAAAUGCAGCACUGAGCAACAAGCAACAAAUGUAUCGCCCUUAUUUCAUUUUCAUUCCUGAUCAUAGCUGUACCUUCCGAUACCUCCUUUAUAUGUAUAUGUGCUUCGUGUAAUGUACCAUGGAUGACUCAUAAACUCAUGGCAUUGGUACAUGACCCAAAGUUCCUUGUAUGCUCCUGUUUUUAAUGAAUAUCCUCAGAUUAAAUGUUGUUGUCUUCUA